AUGGCGACCCCGCCGGCCACAACCAUGGCGAAUUUUCUUCCAGGGCUGGCCCUGUUCAACGCUAGGAGGGUCAGCGCUCACGAGAAUGUCAAGAACAGGGUCCGUCGUGCCCUCCGCCGUACCCAGAGCCAGCAGCUUCCAGAGAGCCGGCAGCAGCCACCAAGCAGCAAGAACCCGACAGCCCAGUCGUUGACGAAUUCGUUGCUUCCAAAGAGUGAGCGGCCUCAGGCUGAGAGUGUUGGAAUUCUGAGAGGCAUCUUAGGGGUCUGCAUCGAGCCGAUCUCUGUACUAUUGGUGGCGCUUCCGUUCGGGGUUGCAUCUAGCCUCUACGGAUGGGGUCACACUUGGACGUUCACACUGAACUUUAUAGCCCUUAUCCCACUCGCACAGAUACUUGGGAACGCAACAGAGGAGCUGGCUGAAGGAUUGCAGAAUGACACGCUGGGCGGGCUGUUGAACGCUACGUUCGGCAACGCUGUGGAGAUGAUCCUAACUAUUCAGACGUUGAUGACGAAACAGUACAUAGUGGUGAAGGCUACCCUGCUUGGAAGUAUCCUUUCAAACUUGCUGCUCGUUCUGGGCUGCUCCAUAUUCGCAGGCGGCAUCAAAAGGAAGACGCAGACAUUUUCAAAGGAGGGCGCCUCUGCCAAUAUAUCACUGCUACUGCUCGCGGCCACGUCUCUCGCGCUCCCGGCGUGCUUCUUGAACAUCCCUGCAGUGGUGAAGGAGAACGCAGCCAGCGAUGGGGCGCUGUCGCUGGAGGUGUCCCGGGUGGUCUCGCUCAUUGUGCUCUGUUGCUACAUGGCCUUCCUGUUCUUCCAGUUUGUCACGCACACCGAGACAUUCAACAACGAGGAGGGCUCUGAGGAGGAUGACGGCAAGGGACCUUCGAUCAGACCCUGGUUGGCCCUGGUCCUGCUUGCCUUCACGACCGUACUCGUCGCCUUUUGCUCAGAGCUGCUGGUUGACUCGAUCGAGGGCAUCGUGACAGCAUGGGGGAUCCCGGAGCGCUUCAUAGGCAUGAUUCUGUUGCCCAUCGUCGGCAACGCUUGCGAGCAUUUCGGCGCCGUCAAGUUCGCCAUAAAGGACAAGAUGGAUGUCACCAUCGGCAUCGCCGUGGGCUCCGCGACGCAGAUGGCCCUGUUCGUGGUGCCUUUCGCGGUGCUCAUGGGCUGGGCCCUGCAGGUCCCCCCGAUCGACACUCCGAGUGGGCCCCGCGGUAUGGACCUGGACUUCGGCGGCCUCGACACGAUCAUCAUGUGCGCCUCCGUGCUGCUGGCGUUCUCGAUACUGAACGACGGCGAGAGCAACUGGCUCGAGGGGUUCAUGCUGAUCGCGGCGUACCUGAUCGUUGCCACAUUGUACUGGUGCUACCCGACCCAUGCGACGACGACCAUGACAACCACGAUGGCAACCACGCUGACGACCCAUGCGACGACGACACUGAAAACCACGAUGGCAACCACGCUGACAACCAUGAUAGGCUGA
This is a messenger RNA of Prorocentrum cordatum, 1488 nucleotides long. The record is from the annotation of a GenBank genome assembly. Lineage: Eukaryota; Dinophyceae; Prorocentrales; Prorocentraceae.